AUGAAACUCUCGGUUUUCGCAAACCUUUUUGUGGCCUCGGCUGCAACAGCCAUACCUGCCGAGAUCUUAGUUGGUAGUCUCGAGGCCCGCAGCAGCCCUAUCCUCCACGGCCGCGCAGACUGCGGGGGGUACGCCAGUACCUGUACUGGAGGCUACUUGAUCGUGCAGAGUGGCAGUGAGGUUGACUUUACGGCCUACAAGUGUGGCAAUGGUAAAGGAGGCUAUGAUGACUCGACAAUCAACCUAAAUACUUGCAUCGCCAACGUGGGCGGAAACCUAGUCUUUACAAAAAACGGCGACUAUGGAAGCUCAUGCUCCGGUAGUACAGUCUCUGGUACCACGCUUACCGCCAAUUGUGGAAAUGGUAAAGGCGGGUAUGUCUCUGGGUCUAUCGAUCUGAACUCCAUCCUCUGCAAUCAAGGUGGCAAUCUUCGAUGCUAG
This is a messenger RNA of Talaromyces proteolyticus, 441 nucleotides long. RefSeq lists its product as uncharacterized. Bases 1 to 441 code for a protein of 146 amino acids. The record is from RefSeq and is a predicted model, not a curated record. The transcript has 3 exons. Lineage: Eukaryota; Fungi; Ascomycota; Eurotiomycetes; Eurotiales; Trichocomaceae.